Messenger RNA from Puccinia graminis f. sp. tritici CRL 75-36-700-3, 1636 nucleotides. RefSeq lists its product as uncharacterized. The record is from RefSeq and is a predicted model, not a curated record. NCBI's taxonomy places the organism in Eukaryota, Fungi, Basidiomycota, Pucciniomycetes, Pucciniales, Pucciniaceae. Gene Ontology annotation, biological process: superoxide metabolic process. Gene Ontology annotation, molecular function: metal ion binding. The coding region runs from base 439 to 1467 and encodes 342 amino acids. The transcript is spliced from 7 exons.
UAGGUCCACUGCGGAGUCGGCUUGGACUGGCAUGGAAAUCUUUGGUCUUCUGUUCCCUGGGCUUCUUGGUGCAAGGGGAGUCCAACGGUCUACCUUUGUGCCUCUCGCGCCUUUCCCGUCCAAAUUACCCAGAGCUAGUAAAGGGGUCAAGGAACCGGUCAGACGGCGAUUGAUGACACCAGACGCACGAGAACCUUUAUAAUCCGCGCCUGGAUACCUCUGCUCCACCCCCACCCUCUACCACUCUACUCUAACUAUUAACCUACACUCAUUCAAGUGAGAACAUAAACAGGCAGAACCCCCAUUUGAAUUAACAGUGCAACCGCCCCAACAAAACUAAUCACUCUUGCUCCCUUUGAAUCCUCCUUUCAAUCGCUCCCAACACCCUAAACGUUGUUCAAGCCUCGGAGGUCAACCUCACCCAAUUACAAUAUCGACAUGCUUAGCCCAUUCCUCAUCACCCUUGCCCUCUUCAUCAAUGUCAAUCUGUUCGGUCUAACCAGUGCCAGCACUCCAGGCACCAAUGGACCGGCUCCAUCCGCCGGAGCCCCUCAGGGUCUGUCCACCUCGGCUCUUUCUGCAUCCGCCAACCUCACUGGUCACUUCAACGUCAGCGGGCAAAUUCACUUCGCCCUCCAACCUGAAUCCAACGCUGUUGCGGUGUCCAUCUCUAUCAACGGUCUCAACGCGCUCAACUCGACCGCUGCCUAUGCAUACCACAUUCACACCAACCCUAUUUCCAGUGAUGGAAAUUGCGCAAGUGCCCUGGGGCAUCUUGAUCCUCUUAAUGUUACGGAUGGACUCGUCUGUAACCCGCAAAUCAGUCAAUACUGUCAAGAAGGAGAUCUGUCCAGUCGUCAUGGAAAGUUUAAUGGGUCUGAAUCCACAUUGAACCUUGCUUACAUCGAUGACUAUUUGAGGUUCUGGCCUCAACCAUUCAGUAUCCUCGGCCGUAGUGUUGUGGUCCAUUUGCCCAACUCAACGCGUAUUGCUUGUGGCAAUAUCACUUCCACAGUUGACGGUACCGCAAAUCCCGAUGGCGCUCCCACCUUCAACAAAUCAAACUACACAACCCAGUAUCCUUCGCAAGCUCCCCCAGCUCCCCCAGCCAAGUUUGAGCCAUUCAACGGGACGACACCUAACCCCGCAAUCACGCUUCCAUCCGCAUUGCCCACCGUUCAAAUGUUACCGAACGUCAUGCUAGGAACCAAUGCUACCACUCAGACCGUCAACGGCAAGACCGAACAAGUUAUCUUGCCAGCCGCGGUCAAUGCCACGACUCCAUUCACAUACACUCCCGGUGCAGUGCUCCCCAGCCAGAAUGACACAUCUAUCAGCAACUCGACCGCCGGUGGAAACAACGGCGCAACCGACCCCAAGAAGGGGGCUUCCAGUGGAGUUCAACGCUUGGCUCCUCCGCUUGUCUUCACUUUUUUUUCUGGUCUCUGCCUUUUGAUUUACUUGUAAAUUGUGAUAUCAUCUUUAUUUGCUAAGCUUUUGGACUCAGAAAACAUCUACGUUCGUUUAAAAUUAGGCUGUAAGCACCAAUGAAGCGUUUCAUAUGUUUACUGCACUUUGACACCAGUGAGUGUGAUUGGGUUUUUGAUUUAUGAAUUUCAAACAAUGAAAGGCGUUG